Onychostoma macrolepis is the source of this 4673-nucleotide messenger RNA. It is a transcript of the gene scyl2, whose product is annotated as SCY1 like pseudokinase 2. NCBI's taxonomy places the organism in Eukaryota, Metazoa, Chordata, Actinopteri, Cypriniformes, Cyprinidae. Gene Ontology annotation, molecular function: protein kinase activity; ATP binding. Gene Ontology annotation, biological process: protein phosphorylation. The record is from RefSeq and is a predicted model, not a curated record.
CUUGUUGAGCGGCUGAAGCGCGAGUGUUUCUUCCGGCUUCGCGGCGCGGAAUCUCAGGUGUUUUGAUGAAGUGUCAUGGAGGCUGUUAGCCGCCGCCGCUGCUGACGGUUUACUUACUGUCUAAAUCCUGCUUUUAAUCACUCGAUCUCACUGUCAGCUCCUCUGGUGUAAAGGUUGACAGCCAGCAGAAUCAUGGAGUCCAUGCUCAAUAAACUAAAGAGCACCGUCACCAAGGUGACAGCUGAUGUGACCAGUGCUGUCAUGGGCAACCCUGUCACGCGGGAGUUUGAGGUGGGCCGACAUAUCGCCAGCGGGGGUCCAGGAAUGAGCUGGAGGAUCUACAACGGCACCAAAAAAUCCACCAAACAGGAAGUGGCAGUCUUUGUGUUCGAUAAGAAGAUCAUUGAUCGCUAUCAGAAGUUUGAGAAGGAUCAGAUCAUUGAUUCACUGAAGAAAGGAGUUCAACAGCUGACGCGGUUACGACAUCCGCGCCUCCUCACGGUUCAGCACCCACUGGAGGAGUCCAGAGACUGUCUGGCAUUCUGCACAGAGCCUGUGUUUGCCAGUCUAGCGAAUGUGCUCGGCCAGUGGGACAACCUCCCUAGUCCUGUUCCCACAGACAUCAAAGAAUACAAACUCUACGACGUUGAGACCAAAUACGGCUUACUGCAGGUCUCAGAGGGUUUGUCGUUCCUCCACAGCGGGGUUAAAAUGGUUCAUGGUAACUUGUCUUCAGAGAACAUCAUCUUGAAUAAGAGCGGAGCCUGGAAGAUAAUGGGCUUUGACUUCAGUAUCUCCUCUAGUAACCCGUCUGAUGCUGAGCCCAAGUAUGUUUGUAAAGAGUGGGACCCCAAUCUGCCGCCUCUUUGCCUUCCGAACCCUGAAUAUGUCGCUCCUGAGUACAUCCUGUCCGUCAGCUGUGACGCAGCCUCUGAUAUGUACUCACUGGGCGUAUUGAUCCACGCCGUGUUUAAUGAAGGCAAGCCUGUCUUUCAGGUCAACAAGCAGGACAUAUUUAAGAGCUUCAGCCGACAACUGGACCAGCUGAGCCAUCUGAGUCCAGGAUUAUUGAGUCAGGUCCCAGAGGAGGUCAGGGAACAUGUGAAGAUGUUGCUCAGUGUCACCUCAAACGUGCGUCCAGAUGCAGAUCAGAUGACAAAGAUUCCCUUCUUCGAUGAUUUUGGAGCGAUGACCCUUCAGUACUUUGACUCGCUUUUCCAACGGGACAACUUACAGAAGUCUCAGUUCUACAAAGGUCUCCCCAAAGUUCUGCCCAAGUUACCCAAGAGAGUGGUAGUAUACAGAAUCCUCCCGGCGCUCAUGUCUGAGUUUGUGAAUCCUGACAUGGUUCCGUUCGUUCUUCCAAAUGUGCUGCUCAUCGCUGAGGAGUGCACAAAGGAGGAAUACGUCCGCCUCGUUCUCCCAGACCACCCAGUUUUCAAACAGCAGGAGCCAGUACAGAUCCUGCUGAUAUUUCUACAAAAGAUGGACCUACUUUUGACCAAAACGCCUCCUGAAGACAUCAAGAACAGCGUUCUGCCCAUGGUGUACAGAGCGGUGGAGGCCCCCUCUAUUCAAAUACAGGAACUUUGUCUAAAUAUCAUUCCCACGUUUGCCAAUCUAAUUGAGUACCCAUCCAUGAAGAAUGCACUUAUUCCUCGUAUCAAAUCUGCUUGUUUACAGACAUCCUCACUAGCGGUGAGGGUGAACUCUUUGGUGUGCCUAGGCAAGAUUCUGGAAUACCUGGAUAAAUGGUUCGUCAUAGAUGAAAUUCUACCAUUCCUGCAACAAAUUCCAUCCAAGGAACCAGCUGUGCUCAUGGGCAUUCUGGGUAUUUACAAGUGCACUUUCACCCAUAAGAAACUGGGCAUCCCAAAAGAGCACCUGGCUGGAAAGAGUUUACCUCAUCUGGUCUCACUUAGUAUUGAUAACAACCUUAACCUUAACCAGUUUAACUCUUUCAUGGCUGUGAUCAGGGAAAUGAUGAAUCGCAUGGAGGUGGAGCAUAAGACCAAAUUAGAGCAGUUGCACAUCAUGCAGGAGCAGCAAAGGAGUUUAAACAUAAACCAGAUGAACCAAUCAGAGGAGACUAAGAACACACCCAGCCCAGCCACACAAGUCAGAGAUAUCGAUGAGAUGUUUGGUGGCAGUUCAGGAAGUGCAGGUGUGAAUGGUAAAGAGAACGGUUCCUCGUCAACCGUUUCACAACCCUCACGAGUGUCUCUCACCCUGGAAGAAAAGCAGCGUUUGGCUAAAGAACAGGAACAGGCUGCCAAACUAAGAAGCCAGCAGCCACUGGCUCCACAGAGUGUCAAACCAGCCACAACAACACCUCAGGCAAAGGAUCUGACCAGCAGUCUUCUGAACAGCAUGACAUCUCUGAACAACUUCUCUUUGAACUCUGGGACCAGGACGAUGCCCAUACAGGGCGGCACUAUAUCCUCUACCUUCCCAGCUGUACCCACCAUGGGUGGAAUGGGCACCAUGGGCGUCAGCAAUGGUUUCAACUCGCCCAUGGGAUUCCAGACGGGAGGUAUGGGAAUGGGCAUGAGACCCGCUGCUCCAGGCCUCUACGGAGGCUUGGCCACCACUACCAGCGCUCCAAAUUUCGGUGCCCUCACCCAGAACCAAAACCAACCCAGCAAGCCCGCAGACAUGUCCGCCCUAGACUCCCUCUUCUCUUCUAGCAAACCCAAAGUCAGCAUGAACCAAAUGACCCCUAAACCGGCCCCAGGAGCCACUGCACCUUCCCCGUGGCUCAAUCAGUUUGGUACAGGCCAACCUUCCCAGACUGCACCCAUGCAGGCGACUCCGAUGAGGAUGACGGGAGUUCAGGGUGGUUUUGGAAUGCAAGCAAACCCGUUCUUCAACCCUCAGAACUUCUCGCAACCUGUGGCCUCUUCAACAGUGAACGCUGGGGUGAUGAAGCAAAGCGCUUCAGUCAACAAUGAUCUUAAGGACCUCUUCGGAUAAAACAUUUGCCUUUCGUUCGCGUUCCCCCUUUUGUGGGAAUCAAAACGAAACAACAUCAGCAGCGACGAUGACAGUCAAAAUUUGGUUGGAUGGUUGGACAUGGAAGACAUCUUUGGAAGACAGCGUUUAAAAGUUAUUCUGGUUUGUUUUGACUUUUUUUUUUGCCCUUUCAAUGGUGUGCUUAUCUUCUUGAGUGAAUCGACGGCACCAAACAAACAUCAUGUUUCACAGAAAGCUUGGGCUCUUCCACCGAAAGCUGCUUCAAUCGGUGGAUGCCUUGCAUUCGUUGUAUCGUUGGACUUGACAAACUCAAGCACAUUUGGUUUCAUCUCCUUUUUGCUUGAGCCUCAUGUUCACCUCUGACUUCCUCUACCAGAGCAAACGUCAUCGAUGGCCUUCAGGAUUUGCUGUUUUGCUGAUGGUGUCUGGCAAAAGGAAGUCUCGAUCAUGCGAUAAGAAAGGAAGAGGUGGCACAGUCCAUAGUUUGGGCCGGAAUGAGUGUUUUUAUAUUUGUGUGUAUAUAAUGUAUCUGGUGAUUGUUUGAGUUUCAUACUGAUACAUGAUCCACUGAGGUAAAAUAUCUUAAAGGAAGGACACCGUCUUCAUACUGUAGGUGCACUAAAUGUAAUAGAGCUAAAAAAUAUAUAUUAAAAAAUGUAGGUUCUGAGAUGUUGUUGGGAUAUUGUCAGUACUUUAAAGUGAGUUUGUGUAAAACAGAAUCCAUGGGCUUCAUUCAUGAAACACCUAGCAGGUUUCUUUCUUUCUUUUUUUUUUUUUUUGUGAAUUUCUUGUUUGUUAAACUCUCUCUCGGAAAAAGGGUCAUAUUUUAAAAGACAAAGUCAAAUGUGCUUAAUUAUAAAUAAAUAUGCAUUACUGUAAUAUAAUAAUAAAGAUUUAGCUCUAUACCUAACUUCGUAUACUAAUUUGCGCAUUUAGGUUUGGGGAUAAAAUGCGUUUCCUAUAGUUAUUUGGAUAAAUUGCAGCUAUAAAUGGUAAAUUGUAGCAUAUUGUGUACAACCAAGUUGUAACAGAAGUAUGUGUUUCAUGAAUGAAGCCUGAUACAUUUGUUUCCCUUUCGGUUCUCUGUUGUUAUUUCCUACCCUGUGUUUGUUAAAUCUGUAUUAUCUUGUAAUGUUGUGUUUCUUGGGGAAGUUACGGAUCAUUACAUUAGGUCCACUUUUUUUUUUGUUUGUCUGUUGUCAUCAUAUGGGCAGUUUCCUGUUGUAGGAAGUGACCAAUUGAAUUCCUUAUCAUGCGAUUCCAUAUCAUGACCAAACACCGCUGCAACACAGCAAAUCACCAAAAUGUGUAUUAUUUCUGGAAAAAACAUGAAUGAAGUGUACAGUAAAUGUGAACUGCCACUUAAGGGUUUUUUUUUGUUUUUGUUUUUUUAAUACUGUUGCAAGUGAAUGACGUUCCUGAGGAGAAUCUUUAUUAACCAGACAGGUUUUAUUCAAAGGGAAUGUUUUUCCUGGUCUUAUGAAUGAGAGGCCUUAUGUUGAGAGUUGUGCAAUAACAGGUAUGUGAUGGAGAUUGUGAAAAAACUUUCUGUAUGAGUGUUUCACUACAUGCAGUUUUCAAAUAGUCUCGAUUAAUGUAGAUAAAACAUCUGGAUUGUUUUGAUUUAAAAAAAAAAUGUGAACUGGAUGGUUGGAAAGAUGGUGAUUUUGGAAUCAAAUAAAUUGAUUAUUUAAAGGGUA